Dromaius novaehollandiae (emu) is the source of this 2018-nucleotide messenger RNA. Its product is annotated as V-type proton ATPase subunit S1. Bases 123 to 1499 code for a protein of 458 amino acids. The record is from RefSeq and is a predicted model, not a curated record. The transcript is spliced from 10 exons. NCBI's taxonomy places the organism in Eukaryota, Metazoa, Chordata, Aves, Casuariiformes, Dromaiidae.
CUUGCCCAGCAGCCUGGCUGGAUCCAGUUCACGUUAGUUAAGCUGGAAAACGCAGCUUGUUUCAACAUACGCUCAGACUUUUCUUUGCAGCUAGCCAGUUAUGUACUAACUUGACUGGAAUCAUGACACAAUUCUGCUCUGCUGCAUUAGUCCAGCUGUUGUGCACCAUGGUUGUGCUGUUCAAUGUGACUCUGUCAGUGGAGCAUGUACCUGUGCUGCUUUGGUCAACUUGGAGAUUACAGUGGAAUCCAGACACUGCUUUGCAUGAGGGACACAUUGUCUCAACACAGGAGCUGGCUGUACUCUUGCAACCUGUUUUUACCCAGAAUUCCAAAAACCUAGUCUUGCUUGUUCAAGAUACGCUAAGCGUAGAUGAUUUCACAUAUUACAGUGAACCCUAUGGUAACAAGAAGCCAUUUCAAAAUGUUCAGGAAAUUCUUCAGUCAUCUCCUUCAUCUUUAGUUUUGCCUGCUGUUGACUGCAGGGCUAUCCGUUAUCUUUUGGGCUUUCUUCAGGAGUCAGCAGAUUGGAAGUUAACAAACAUAACUAAUCUUGAUGUCUCUCAACUAGAAGUGAAUACAUCUAAACCAAACUUAUUUGUGGUACAACUACAACCGUUUAUCAGUAACUUAAAUGAUGUUUCCACCCUGGAAGCAAUUGCUGAAAAUGAUAAAAUAAUUGGAAGACUGAUCAUGGGUCUACAGGAACAAGAGAUUCAUUUUUCAGUAAUUUAUACUGCAGUGAGACCUUCAAGGAUUUCUAGAAGAAGUGAUGUGGCAUGGAAAUUAAGACGACAAUUAAUGGCCACUGAGGAAGAAGACAGUUCGUCAUAUCCUCCACUGAAUGUGACCAAUGGAAAUUAUACAUGCAUCCUUUUUUAUGCUAGUAAUUUCAGCCUCCAGGCCAACGAUUCACUUUUUAUAGAUUUGACGAAUAUAACAUUUGUAAACCAGAAUGUGGACAUUUCCUCCUCUGAGUGCUCAGACACCAACACGACACUGUCAUUAAAAUACACAAAUCCAGUGAGUGAAAUCAACAGCCUGGAGAUAAGAUUUUUAAUGACCAACAUGUUCUAUGAAGUCUCAGCUAGAAAUUGGUCCACUUUAGAGUUGGUUGAGAUUGUACAAGAUGAUGAAAAGUUGGCUAAGUUUAACGUUUCUGUCAUCUCUGCUCCUGCAGAGUAUUCAUUUCAUUGUCAGCUGGUGGGAACAAGCAAUCUCUAUCCUGCAAAGCUGAUUCCAUCCAACGAUGAAGCAAAAAACUGGGAUGUUUUCAUUUCCAGGUUCCAAAUUCAAGGCUUCAACAUCGAAAACGGUCAAUUUUCCUAUGCAAGUGACUGUACAAGUUUCUUCACUCCUGGAAUCUGGAUGGGCCUGGUGACCUCUGUGGUUCUGCUGUGGAUCCUGGCCUAUGGAAUCCACAUGAUCAUGCAGCUAACAACAAACAGUAGAUUUGACGAUCCCAAAGGUCCAGCUCUGUCAGUUCCUCAGACAGAAUAGGAGUGGAUUGAGUUAAUGCCUCUUUAGCUUUUCCUAGUCUGAUAUUUACAGUUUUAUAACCUCUCUACUUUAGAAUAAAUAUAACCUAAAGAGAUAUGAUAGCAGAAAGGGAUAAUUAAACUAGAUAUAAAAGGAUCCUUUUGCUUGGCAAAAAUAAUAGUUCUAUGUGCUAUUACCUCAGUUUGUUAAUAGUUAUCUUUGUUAAAGCUCUGAGAUGAGACCAUAGAAGUUAUUACUCUGUCCAGCUAUUAGAAAGACCAGUAAGAACUUCUAUCAGAUUAAAUAUUGUUGGCAAAGAAAGGAUAUCACAACAGAAAUACACUGGAAGAAUUUAUAAAUAAUUUAUUCAGUAAGACUAUAUAUAGAAACCACUGAAGUCUCUUUAAAUGAUCUUUAAUAAGCAUAGCAUGUUAAUGCUACAACUUAAGAAGCCUGAACUGUGUCUUCUUGUCAGGUUUUCUCCUGAAAAAAUCAUCCAGAAAUGUAGAGAACUAAUAAAGUACAAGUUACUAAACCGAA